This is a messenger RNA of Trichomycterus rosablanca, 2444 nucleotides long. RefSeq names its product ubiquitin-like 3b (gene ubl3b). Lineage: Eukaryota; Metazoa; Chordata; Actinopteri; Siluriformes; Trichomycteridae. Gene Ontology annotation, molecular function: protein binding. The coding region runs from base 669 to 1025 and encodes 118 amino acids. The record is from RefSeq and is a predicted model, not a curated record. The transcript is spliced from 6 exons.
GCCAUUAAUCUGAACCCAACACUGAUGUGUUUUUGACUGUGAAUAAUCGAGCUACAGUAUGGCUAUAUCUAUCAGCUUGUGCAUUAAGUAGUAGUAUCGUAAUCGGGUUGUUUAGUCUGGUAUAUUUCGAGCUUUUUUAGCUCUAGAUUGCUGGUGUUCCAGAUCGCCUUCGGUGCUGGAUCGUUCUCGGUUGCUCUAUUAUUGAGAGCUGCAGUUGGAGAUUAUCGGUUCCUCUGAGCGGCUGUGUGCUGGUGAAGGCCAGCUAGCGGCUGUACAGCUCGGUUAGCAGCACCGCGGUCGGACUCUAUUCUGUUGGAUUAGCGCUGUUCCAAAUGCUUGAGGAGUGAACCGAACACGGAUAGUGGUGUUUUUAUUUCGUGGUUGUUGAACGUGUUUUGACCUUGUGCAGUUAGCGCACAUUUGUUCGUCUGUCUGUACGGUAGCAGGUUUGCUAGUACCGACAGCGGUUUGCUAAUAUUAGUUUUAAUUUUCUAGCGGAUAAAUAAUGCUGCUUUCGUGAAUAUACUCUGCCCCAGACCAUCAUUCUGUAAGGCGGUGUAAAGCAGAGAAAGGCUUGUGAGAAAAGCACAUACAGGCUCUUUGUGCCAGGGCUGUGCCACCUCCAACACAUCAGCAUUUCCUGUGUGCCUUCCUCUUUAACAGCAGCCAUGAGCACUCGGAGAGACUCACAGGACACAGUAAACCUGCGUCUGAUUCUUGUGAGUGGGAAGACCCAGGACUUCACCUUCUCCCCCAAUGACUCUGCCACAGACAUUGCUCAACACGUGUUUGAAAACUGGCCUGAAGGCUGGGAGGAGGAACAAGUGAGCAGCCCCAGCAUCCUGAGACUUAUCUUCCAGGGUCGGUUUUUGCAUGGCAAUGUCACACUAGGAGCUCUUAAGUUGCCUCCUGGCCGGACAACCGUCAUGCACUUGGUUGCCAGAGAGACACUGCCAGAGCCCAACUCCCAUGGCCAAAGAAACCGGGAGAAGACCACAGAAAGCAGCUGCUGCUUACUGCUGUAAAGCAGAAGAGCGAACAACUCGAACAUGCCUCCUGUUCUUCUACCCUUCUCCCUCGAUCUGCUUGCCAACCUAUGAUGCAUUCUGAAUGAUUAUCGUACCGCUUACAGGGUUAGAUCGAUCUUCAUUCAGUUUAUUCCUUUAUAGUAGCUGGGAUCUUUCUGUGCCAAGUACUCGAAUCUGUUAUGUUUGCCCUUUUGCCAAAAUUACUCUUUGCUUAGUAAAACCAUAAUAUUUUGUACAUAGACCUCUGUUAAUAAUGCAGAAAUCAAUUUAACAGAUCACUGAAAGGAAAAUAACAAGUAGGAGUGUGAUGGACUGUUUUGAACAUUUGUUGUAUUCUAGAGAAAAUCUGGAGGUCACUUUAUCUACUAACAGAGACUUUUCUGACUGGAAACACGGUUUUGGACACAGCCUAGCUUUUAAGUGGUGGCUGCCACUUAUAUUCAUAAGCCUGAUCAUCAAGUGAUGUGCACAUUUGAUUGGACUCCCGAUGUGGUCUGGUCCGUUACUUCACGUCAGGCAUUACAUUCUGCCUUGUACGAAAAGUACAACAGAAUUGGCAUUUGUGGACUGAUGGUGUACGUCAUGGUUACUCAAUCAGUUUGCCUUUGACGCAGGACCAAGUGAGAGUGAAGUUGGUCGUAAGGCUCUUUUUACUGGACUGUUGACUGAUGUGUCAAUAUGUGUGCAUGCCCUAGUCUAGUGUUUCCUCACCCUGGGUGUGUACCUACGUUCUCGAAUGCUUGAACAGGGAAGGUCCCUCCACCUAAAAAAGGGACAUGGAAGUGUUGCCAAAUGUGCUUGAACUGCGAGAAACUCGGCAUCUCCUUAACUAUGGACACUUUAUCUGCUAACUUGUCCUAAGGGACAGUCUGGUGUAAGGAGUAAGAAGAAGGGAACUGUCACAGUGCUUUUGCUUGAAAGCUACAGCCAUGAGAGCCGCAUUGUAAGCACGGUGGAUUCCUGGACCUCCAGCCAAGCGACACUGGCAUUGGAAAAGACAAGUGUUAAAGAGAUGGAAUUUCCUAAUGGGUCAGGAAUUAAAAUGGGUGUUUUAUUCCCUAAUGUUUGUAUGCUGUCUUUUUUUUUUCCUUUUGCCUUCAGAUUAAUAUUAUUAAUAAUGAAAUUCUAAAAAGUUCUUUGUAAUCUUGUGUCUGUGUAUUUCAGGUUUUAAAUGGUAAACUUUUAAAGGCUGACCAUCUGAAUGAAAGGUUUUUAGGAAGGGAUAGCACAAAUGAUAUGGGAGAAUAGAUCAGUUACAAAUGUGUUUAGUGGUCUUGACUCUCCCUUUGAGUGGCCGUCCCUCAUUGAGUGUAUAUUAAUCAUCGUCACUGCUAUAAAUUAGCUUCAGAAUAUUAAAUGUAAAAAUAAAAUGCUUAAAAUUCUGUAUUAUAAAUUAAUAAAACGAUCUUUGAAUUA